Messenger RNA from Protomyces lactucae-debilis, 552 nucleotides. RefSeq names its product riboflavin kinase. Gene Ontology annotation, biological process: riboflavin biosynthetic process; FMN biosynthetic process. The coding region runs from base 1 to 552 and encodes 183 amino acids. Lineage: Eukaryota; Fungi; Ascomycota; Taphrinomycetes; Taphrinales; Protomycetaceae. The transcript has a single exon. Gene Ontology annotation, cellular component: mitochondrion. Gene Ontology annotation, molecular function: riboflavin kinase activity. The record is from RefSeq and is a predicted model, not a curated record.
AUGAGUGACGCGCCCUCGGCAUCUACGCCAGCAGCACGGCCAGAACAUAGGCCACGCGUGGUUGAUCCAGAAGAUGGGCCCAAGGAACCAUUUCCCAUAUGCAUCCAGGGCGACGUUGUUAAGGGAUUUGGUCGAGGCAGUAAAGAGCUUGGCAUUCCCACCGCCAAUCUAUCCGAGGAGGCCAUCCCACAAUUGCUUGAGCAUGCGCAGUCUGGCAUAUACUACGGCUUGGCGCGGGUGUUGCACAAUGGCGACGGGCCAGAUGGUCAGGUGCACCAAAUGGUCAUGAGUGUCGGUUGGAAUCCUUUCUACAAGAACACGGUGCGCAGUGCAGAGGUGCACAUCAUGCACAAGUUCGCCGGUGACUUUUAUGGCAAGCAGAUCAAAGUCAUUGUUAUUGGCUUCAUCCGGCCGGAGUACAACUACACAAGCAUGGAGAGUCUGGUAGAGGACAUCAACGAGGACAUGCAGGUGUGCCGACGCAGCUUGGACCGUGAUGCGUACAAGCAAUACUUCAAGGACGAGUUUUUGUUUGUUGACGUGAAGCUCUAG